Molecule: messenger RNA, 816 nt
Organism: Sarcophilus harrisii (Tasmanian devil)
Lineage: Eukaryota; Metazoa; Chordata; Mammalia; Dasyuromorphia; Dasyuridae
Product: actin-like
Exons: 1
Source: RefSeq, a predicted model, not a curated record
AUGGAUGAUGAUAUCGAUGCUCUGGUUGUUGACAAUAGCUCAGGAAUGUGUGAAGCUGGCUUUUCAGGAGACAGUGCCCCUCGGGCUGUGUUCCCUUCCAUUGUUGGGUGCCCCAGACAUCAAGGUGUGAUGGUGGUCAUGGGCCAAAAAGACAGCUAUGUGGGGGAUGAGGCCCAGAGCAAGAGAGGUAUUUUGACGCUGAAGUAUCCCAUUGAAUAUGGUAUUGUCACCAACUGGGAUGACAUGGAGAAGAUCUGACAUCACACUUUCUAUAAUGAGCUCCCUGUGGCCCCUGAGUAGUACACUCUGCUGCUCCUGGAAGCUCCCCUAAACCCCAAAGCUAACAGAGAAAAGAUGACUCAGAUUAUGUUUGAGACCUUCAACAUCCCAACCAUAUAUGUUGCCAUCCAGGCUGUGCUGUCCCUGUAUGCCUCUGGUUGUACCACUGGUAUUGUGAUGGACUCCAGGGAUGAUGUGAUCCAUACUGUGCCCAUCUAUGAAGGUUAUGGCCUUCCCCAUGUCAUCCUCUGUCUAAAUCUGGCUGGCUGUGAUCUGACGGAGUACUUCAUGAAGAUCCUGACUAAGAGAGGGUACAACUUCACUAUCACAGCUGAGAGGGAAAUUGUAUGUGACAUCAAGGAGAAGCUGUGUUAUAUCGUCCUAGAGUUUGAACAGGAAAUAGCCACUGCUGCAUCUCUGGAAAAGAGCUGCGAGCUUCCUGAUGGUCAGGUUAUCACCAUUGGCACCGGUGGUCUGCUUUGUUCACAGAAAACCACAUCUGGGGAUCUCAAGCUUCAAGGCCUUCAUACUUCUUGA